Drosophila ficusphila is the source of this 12110-nucleotide messenger RNA. RefSeq lists its product as uncharacterized. The transcript has a single exon. Lineage: Eukaryota; Metazoa; Arthropoda; Insecta; Diptera; Drosophilidae. Bases 11876 to 12001 code for a protein of 41 amino acids. The record is from RefSeq and is a predicted model, not a curated record.
GAAGAGUGAUAAACCCCGGCAUUGGCGGCAAAGUUUUCCUCUUCGAAGGGGGCAAUCCCACCUACACAGCAGAAACACACGCACACACACACACAGAAAGCAAAGGAAACCAAAAGAAAGAAUCAGGCUCAGCCUCCGAACACUCGAGCAUAAACUUAAAGUUAUCCAGAGAUCCAGCGACACAAACAGAACCUGAAUCAGCCAAGUGGGAUGGGAAUGGGAAUGGGGAUAUGGGAGUCGAGGAUGAGAAUGAGGCUGCGGCUGCGACAGUAAUCCCCCUCGAUCUCCACCGCACCCUCGAUGAUAUCCCGAUAUAUAUAUAGUAUACUCCUUAUCCCUUUGCGCCCCCCACAUGACACAUGAGUUGUCAAUGCAAUAUAAUAAAUACGAUUUUUGACUUUGUUAAAGCGCUGCCAAGGCGUGUCGUUGUCCCAGAUGUCUCCCCUCAAAACCCCCUCCCCCUUAUCCCCCCCUUUAUCCUUAUCAGGAGGAGAAGCCCCGAGAAGUGUGUGUGGGCGGGGGAAAUGCGCAUUAGGCCGCAGGCGGGACUCUCGGUUUGCGUCUGGUCCUGGCCGCAUACAAUAAAGGAUAAUAUGCAUAAAAUGCUCAAGUUUAUACGCACCAGUUAAAAUGUCAUUUCGAGCUUAUGCGUGAGAGCUUGUGUAGAUUUGGGAGGGGAAAAGCAGAGGGAAUUGGGAGAAAUUGAAAGAAAAAAACGAUAAACGAUAUUAAGAGGGAUGUGAGUGUAAUGCGAGUAUGGCGAAUAGGGUAUAUCCUUGGCCACGUUAUUCGAGAUCAAAAAUGACUGGCAAACAUGUUCAUAAACCAAAUGACUACAACACUUUGGCUUUGCACUUAAUGCUGGAGUUUUUUCAGACUUGUUUUAGGUUAUACACUUGAAAUCAUAGAACUGAAAAUUUAUUUAGUUGAUAUUUACUACCAAUCAUAGUAAUAAAAGUGCAGUUUUUAGCUUAGAUCACCAAGUAAUAAAUAAAAGUUUAGAAAGUGCAGUUAACAUUUUUUCAUUCAAUUCAACUUUUAUAGCUGGUCAUAUAAAUUUGUAGUUAAGCCAUUUUCAGAGCAACCUGCAACUAGUAAUCUAUACGAAAUGCUAGCUAUCGAUUUCGACUUCCAACUAAGUCACUCCUGUGAUUAGUUAAUAUACCCUUCUUGGAGAGGAAAAGAACCCAGCAAAGGAAACCACAAGAAGAGCCAGAUGAGCAUGUGACAGGCAAACAAUGUUGCCUUUAUUGAUGUGCGUCUGAGACAGAGAGUGAGAUGCGGCAUGGGGCAUAAUGUGGUUGCCGAGACAUGCAAUAUAAAAUGGAUUACCGAAGGAGGGGCGAGAAUGCGACCGGGACUUAAUCUAGUCCCGUCCAUCAUACUGGUGUAUCUCUGCCCGAUUUCCUGCAGCAAUUUCCGUUUAAUUAUCAGCUGGCCGGUCAACAAUAAUCUGGCCAAGAGAGAGAGAGAGAGAGUGCCAGGUAAAUGGUAACUCCGCAUUCCAUAACCAAAGCCAAGCAGUUGACCCAAGUUGGCUUCAACUUAAAGCAGACACCGGCGAACGGCAAACGCCGAACGACAAACGACAGACGGCAGAGAGAACUCUUUGACCAAGUUUGUGGGUUCGCCGAUGGUGGCAAGCGAAACGACCCCAUUAGGUGAUAGACAAAAUCGUAAUCCCAAAGCAAAUCAGUUGCCCUGCCCCGAGUUGUGGCAGCCAAUGCAAAGAGCUCGAGCCGAAGAGCCGGCGAGCUGACAGCCAAGUUGCAGCCAGAGCCAUAAAAAGCAGCACACAGACAGCAGAUAGCCAGAAAUAGAGUUGGCGGAAGGUGGGGAGUGCGGGGAGCGGAGGUUGGAGAACGGAGAUUGGAGGUUGGAGGAUGAAGCAUGGAGGAUGGUCAACCGGCGACUUUCCGCCACACGUGCUGGAAAAGCAGGAAAGCAUAGAAGCAGGAAGGCAUCAGAAAGCAGCAGGAAAGACCUCUGCAACUGUCGAAUGCAAAACGGCAAGGGACCAACUGCAGUUGGCCAAAACAAAAAAAAAAAAAACAACAAAAACGAGAAGGAGGAGCUCCACCUACAGACCGCCAAUGUCAUAAGUACGAAAUGGGAAAAAAGCACAUGGCAAAGCGCGCUCUGAAAUUGGCAAAACGUCAACACAGUUCCGCUCGCUCGCGAUACUAUUUCUUUUUUUUUCUACUUUGGUUUCGCCAUAUUUAUGGAGCGGAGGAAGGCCGACCAUAUUUGGCAUCAUUAAGCUGCUUUGAGUCGGGCCUUUGAGGGCGUAAAAUGAGCAGUCUUGCGAUUGGAGAUCGUUGACCCCAGACGAGAUGCAAUUGCCAACCAAUGACCUUGAUGGCCCCCUAUGAAAGCAGAGAUAGAGAUACGGAUACUGAUACAGAUACUGAUACAAAUGGGGAGAUUUGAGUCUUAAGAGUGAGCGCAGUCUGAUGGUGACUUGUGUUUUACACAAAUUGACAUCUGAAAUGGCAGAUUCAUUUGGCGUGCCGGAGUAAUGCGGAAGUGCGUGUCUCUGGCUCAACAGGCAAUCCGCAUCCGUAUCUGUAUUUGUAUUUGUAUCUGUAUCUGUAUCUGCAUUCGAGUCUGGAUCUGAAUCUGCUUUGUCCAUUUGCGGACGUUUCGCUUUUGCUCAUCAAUGCGCAAUUAUUUAUUUAUACAACAUGUCUAACAGCCGUCUGUCUUUCUCUCUGUUUGUCUGCUGUUGCUGUUGUUGCUGCUGCUGCCGCUGAUGUUGUUGCAUGUUGCCACGGACAAAACCCCAACAACGACGCCCACAUCGAUGUUCCAACACCUCUGCACUGGCAAAGCCCCCCAGCCCAUCAUUGAAUUAAACUUGUAUGAGAAUUGUUGUUUCCGUAGCUGUUGCUCUUUCGGCCUUUUCACAUUUCAUUGCCAUCGCCGGCAUUUGGCUCUUGCCAAUCAGUAAUUCCACUCUUGUGCCGUUCCUGUGUGUUUCAGCAGCUCCUUUUGUGUACCGAUUUGAGCUAUUUCCGCCGCUGACAGCAGCAGGAACCCCUCAACAACACACACAAAAUAGCCCUGCACUUCCACUUUGCCGUCGAAAACAGUGCGUUGAUAUCUUAAAUGACACCAGCCGCCAAAUAAAGAUUGACGUCAAAUUCAUUAUCGCCAGCAACAAGGGACUUUUAGAUCGAGGGGGAAGGGGAGUUACGGGGGCUUUUGUUCAGAUGUGUCAAGUGCAGGCGUACAUACGAGUAGAUCCAGAUAGCCACAGAAUGCCAUAAUGCCAUAAAAUUCAGCUAUACGAGUGUGUGGACUCUUGAAAGCAAACAUUUUGUACAUACACAAUAAUUGUUAUCGAUUUUUAAUUGAAGUCGCACACGGAGAUGGUAAAUGUGCAAUUAAAAAGGCAAAUAACAAUAUUUGAAUAUGCAUUGGAUGCCUGAAUAGUUUAUCCCAAGACGUUUUGUUAUUUAAAUUGGUUUUUGCCAGCUAUCGUUUGAUUUAGAUGACUUUUUAUGGCAAUUUAAAGAGUGACUAUGACUUGGCAUUUAAAAAUUUAAGAAGAGGUUGAUGGAGCCAUGAGGGUACACUAUUAAAAACCGAUUAAUCGGAUAGUUCUCAGCGAGAGGCAGCCAUUAAAUUGCUCAAUUUGCUGCAUUCCAAUGUGCUUUUAGUGAAAAAGUGCCAGCCCAAUAUGGGCAUACCUCAUGCAUACGAAAAGCUUAUACCUUCCCCACCAAUUUCCCCUUGAUUUUCGACUGGCAUUGCAACACGAACAAUCGCUCCAUAUACGAACCGACUUGGGGACGGGACACCGGGGCUCUGUUGCUAUUUUUAAUUCAAUUAAAUGUCAUUUGCGCCACUCAACUUUAAAUUUUAACUGCAGCAUAAUUUGGCCAGGCGACGCGUCGCCCAAAACCGGCAACAAAAGGGAAGCUCCAAUGCGAUGCGAUGCGUUGCAUUUUGCGUUGCGAAUGUUGCCAGGUUGCCAUGAAGCUGCCAUGAGGCUGCCAUGAGAAUGCCAUGUUGCGAUGUUGCAUGUGCGGCACGCGUGGGCAGGAUGUGCAGGAUGCGGCAGAGACAACGUUGCACGACGCCAACGCGAGAGCUGCCAAAAGGACAGGAUAAAAGGAGGGCUCCAAAAGGUUGCAAAUGGGGAAGGGGGAAAUGAGGAAGGGGAAAUGGGAUUGGGGAAUGGGGCAACGACAAGCAGGCAGAAAAAGAGACACAGACUUGCCAGCGGAGAGGCAGUUAAUCUGGCGAUAAUGACGGCACAUAAACAGCAACGAUGAUGAUGGGCAACUGAGGCCAAACAAAAAAAAAAAAAAAAAAACCUUAUAACUGGGUUGCUGUCACCCCUUUUUUUCGCUUAUUUUUCUUUUUUUUUUGACUGUGUGGGAAGUGGUUGUUGCUGCUUCACCUUCAAAAUGCCAAAUUGCACGUAAUGUGCGACACUUUUAGGCGACAAGCGAAGCAUGCACUUUUCGCCUAAUUUCCCAGGCGCUUUCACUUCAGCACAAAUUAAAGUGUAAUCAAUUUGGCCCGAGAGGAAGUGGCAAUGGCCUGUCGUCGUUCGUCGAGUGACAUAAUUCCAGCAGAUAUUAAACACUUUGUCAUUUAUGUGUCAAAAUCAUGUCAGCGUGAAAAGGCGAGAGACAAGGAGAGAACCAAGCCAACGAAAUUGUCAAGUGUAAUAGAAAUCAAGUGAGUGAACAGACCGAGCAACUGACAAACUGCCACAUGGACGGACUGACACGCAUCUAAGGGAAAAGCGAAGGAAAAGUUAGGCAAGGGGAGGAAGGGAAAGGGGAGGUGGAAAACCCGGGGAAGCUGCAAAGAAACGCAGGAGCGAGUCCUUUUAAGUGGCGCACUCGCGGCCUAAUGCUCUCCGACAUAUUUGGGGCGUGGCUUACAGAACGCUGCACUGCACUAUAUAGAACUACACUUGACUACACACCAUGCAACACACUGUGCAACAUGGCACCUGUCACGAUGCUGGCGCAGUGGCAACUUGAUGUCGCUGACAACAAAGCGGGCCAAUCCCGCCUGCCUGCCACCCACUAACAAAAAAAAAAAAAUCCACCCACGGCAAGUGGAAAGUAACGCCAACUGAGCUCGCUCCAUUUUCCAUGUGGCACAGUUUCCGCGCCACAAGCUCCUCUAUCUCAUCCACCCCCCUCCCUUCCUCCUUCGAAAAACUCCACGCCAGCCAAGGCAUUGACCAACUUACCUUAAUUGAAUCCAAGUUCUUAUCGCUCGCUAGCCAAAGUUUCUAAACAAUAUCUUAUCAUGCGAGCGAGUGCAAACUUUGGCUCGCUAUCGCUGGGUUUUUAGGUAAACACAGUCAGCUGGCCUAAUAUCAAUUAAUUAAAAGCGAAAGUGCUUGACAACGACAGCAGUAAGCUGGUCAAACUAAGUUUAGUUGUACUGUAUAAAAUAAAAGGAAAAACGAGUAGUAUCAAAGCAACCACAACUUUAAUUUCAAGGAUAACAAUUAUGUGUUUAAAAGCCUUACAAGGACGCAAGCCUUUUAGGCCUCAAUAAAACGUUUCUGAAUGUAGAAGCCCCAUUUUUAACCCAGCUUUCUGGCGACCAACUUCAAUUAAUUAAAAGCGAAAGUGCCGGGCAACGUUGGCGAGCUAAAUAAACUGGCCCAAAGAAAUGCAUACUUUCGGCGACUGGCAUUAAAUAUUGAAAGGCCAGAAGGCUCUCAAACAUUCAUGGGAAUUUCUUAUUUCAGGGCGCCGCCGGCAGAGCUUAGCUCAUUUGAAAUGCAACCAAAAAUUGACGCAGCCCAGCCGCAUUAAGUAAUGGGUGGUGCUCCGUGUUUUUGGUGCCCAAAGGAAGUCACGCAUCCGCAACGCCAGAGAAUAUUCAUUUAAUCAAGUGGCCUAAGACUCCUGGUCUUCCCUUCGGCUUUUCCCUCACUUUUCCUUUCCUUUCCUCUGCUUUUCCUUUCCUUUUCCCGGUCACGUCAAGUGGGGACUUUUAUGAAGCAGCCGCAGCAGCAGUUGAGAUCAUCUUGUGUGACAUUGGGGGGCGGAGGUCAUAAAAGCGGGCUGAGCGCCUUUUAAUCGCCACUGUGUUAACGUGCAACGUUGCGUAUGCGCAAUUUUCUGCCAUUUUAUUGCUGAUGAACAUCGCAAAAUUACAGCAACACUCUGGCCCACACACGUAUUCAAUGUCAAUCAUCAUUUGCAGCAAUUUAUUAUUAUAAUAAUAAAUGUUUCGGGGGCUCUUCCCUUGGGUAAAAAAGGCAAACCCCAGCCCACAUUCAAAUUUGCUUGCUUUUUUUUCGUUCCCAUCUUGGCUUGACAACGAAAAUUGUGUUUUCUUUCAAGUAGUUAACAUGGAAAACGUUGAACAAAUCGCAUUAAUUGCUGUUGUUGCAGUGGGACAAGCUGGAGGGGGAGGGGAAAUGGGAAAUGGGGGGUUCUAUAUGGGGGCUUAAUGCGGGACAACUUUUGCCAGAGCAGCCCGCAUAAGCAUGUGUGUGUGUGUGUGUGUGUGUGUGUGUGUGAUGGUGUGCUUUUUAAGUACCGCUAUGACAGGCAGUAAAAACAACUUAACUUGGCUUGCCAAGCCAAGCCAAAGCAAACCGAAAACCCAAGGCAUUGUUGAGCUGUUAAUGAAAAGUCAACUUGAUUUUAUGCCAGACCAGCCAACCGUCCAAAAGCCUCGGCUUCCUGCCUCCUUUUUGCUCCUUCGUUGCUGCUUUUGGUCCUUCUGCCACGGCGUGUCGCAUGCAAAGCCAAUGUGCAACAAGACGGCAAGAAAAGCAUGAGCCUCUCAGCCAUGGAGCAACUGAAAAAACUUUCACUUUAUCAUUAAGCCUGACGGGUGAACUUUUUUGAGUGGCUGCUCGCUCCUCCGUGUGUGGCCAGUUUUCCAGCCUUACAGUUUCCCAGCUUUCCCAGGCACUAGGACUACUCCCUUAUAUUGAAACAUAAAUAGAAUUAUAAAUACUCCACAGGCAUCGUCCUCUCAGUGUGAGUGUGUGUAAAAGUGUGUUUAUGUGUGUGUGAAAAAUCAGUUAAAGUUAUUGCAUGUCGUCGCAACUCGACAUAGACAAAUGUUGCUCUUGUCACAAGUGGAAGAGGCAGCAGCAACAGCAGCAGCAGCAACAACACCAGGAACUCCUGGCCCACCCACGUCAACUGGCUGUCUUCAUGUGCCUGUUGCCAACUUGACGAAAAUUGAAUUUCGAAACAUGCUGGCUAAAAGAAAAUGUACAAAAAAAACCAAGCAAAGGACUACAAAAAAAAAAACGGCAUCGAGUACGAGAAACAAAACAAAAUAAAACUCUCUCGCAAAUAGAGAAACAUUUCAGCGGCAAAAACGGCAUGAACAACAACAACAAGAAUAACAACAACUACAACAAAAACCAUGAAAAUGACAGCGUAAAGCCGGCAAAUGCAACAACAGCAGCGGCAAAAACAAAUGCCAACAAAAUGGCGGCUGUUAAAAUGCGAAAAACGCGUUGAAAACUGUUUGAACAACAAGGAGUUGCUGCGGCAAAGGAAUCGAGCGAACGCACAACAUCAGGACAACAACAACAACAACAACAACAACAACAACUGUAUUUAGUGCCGCCAUCAUCACUAGAGGUAUGUGUGUGUGUGUGUGUAUGUGCUUCGCUAAGUGCCUUUGCUCUUCGUCCUUUGGAUCCUUGGCCUCCCCUUUCCCCCCAUUACUUAUUUCCCCCCACACCGCCCUUUAUUGUCCUUGUUUGCCAGUUAUGUUUUUUAGCUUUACGUAAAUUGCGUAAAUUGUGUGCAUUUUAUUACGCUACACUUCAUGCUGUCACGCCCCCAUUUCCAACCAUUCCCCCAUCCGCCCAUUUUUCAUACAUCACCUCUUUCUUCUUUUCAUUUUUUUUUUUUGGUUGGCAAACAUUUUGCCAAGUUUUUUUGGUUGCUCUGCUGUCAGCAGGAGGAAAAUGUCUUCGUCAGUUUUAUUAGGUGAGAACUGUGCGUUUUACGUGUAAGUUGUUGAUGCGAACGGCAAACUGAUGUGCGGAUGUAUCAUGUUUUGGCCAAAAUAUGUUGACUGUAUUUUGAUGGGAUCGAAACUAAGCCCUCGGGCCUGACCCAUUUCAAAGGAAAUUAAUGUAAAUUUAUUGUCCGACCGUCUAUCAGUCAGGCGAACAAGCAAUUCGGCCCUUUGCCGUCACUCACGUCGUACCUUUAAUAACACAUUUUUUUUUUGGGCUAAUUGAUACGCCUGACGGCAUCGCGUGACCAAAACUGAACGCUAAACGACAAAGAUAAACACACAAGAAGAAAUACUCGUAAAAGCGACAGAAAAUGAGAAUGAAAAAAAAGAAAACAACCGGCACGAAAAACGAAAACCAAAAUCAAAUCGCAGGGCGCCAACGAAACUUCCACGCGACGCCGUUCAAGUUCAUUGCCAUUUAGGCCAAAAUUGGCGCACGCGGAACUUGUCUUCAGUCGAAAUACAAAAAAAACAAGCACGAAGGAAGCCAAAAUACGAACCGAAAACCCAGCGAACGGAAAACGAAAACCAAAACAAUUCGAAUACAAUGUAAAGAAAAACACACAAGGCACACGGCUAUUUUUGGUAACGCACGUAGAGCACCGACGGCCGCAGAAAUUGUUGGUGAAAAUUGAGGCAUUAAAUUGCACUCGAUCGGCGGACGACGGAUGGAUUGUGCACACUUGGAUCGAGAAGACCAGUUUCCCGGCACGUUUCCCCGGUUCCCACAGCCAAACCCCCCAAACCUUCCCGCCACUUUCCACUUGAUAAAUGCGAGGAGGCAUUUAACGCAUUUUGUUGCAAUUAAUUUUUUGGCUUAGGGAGUGUGCAAAUUUUUGGUUGCCUGCCAACCGCGAAAUGUUGAUCGCCGACGGAAAAUCGAAAAAUCGGAAAAAUCUUUUUCAUAAAAGCGAAAAUCUCGCAUUCCAUUAUCAAGUGGUUGCAAAUGAGAUUUUUGCCUGCCAGCAUGGCGAACUCAUUGCUCUCGUAAAACACGGAAAAUGCACUCAAAAUGCAGUUGAAAUUGCAUUUAACACAUUUUCCCGCCACCCAUUUUCCGUGGCCUGCGGGGUAUGAGGGAUGUUACUUUUGAUUUAUUUGCAUGACAAACGGGUUAAUUACAGCAUGUUGCGGCAGCAACCAGCCCCAGUGGGCCAGCCAGGCUAACAAAAACAGGAUUUUUUUGCUUGCAUAGAGGCAAGCACAAUUGUUGCAUGCUGCCCGCUGCUCAAUAUACACGAUGAUGCAACAAACAAAAAGCUGGGACAUUGUGGGCGUUUGGAAUUGGCGCCAGUGCUCCCUGGGAAACAUAUAUUUAUGUAAAAAUAUUUCGGCAAUCGACAAGCUUGUUGUCCCUGCAUCGUAAACGAAGUUUUGGAGACCGAUGAAAAUAAAAAGAAAUAAACCCACUUGGCACCAGGAGGUGCAACGUCAUUUAUUACACCCAACUCACACACACACUGGCAAGCGAGGGUUUCUUUGUUAUUUGAUUGAGCUUGAGGCUGGCAUUGAGUGUCCAUAAUGGAAUUUUUAUUUAUUAAAUGCGAGUCUCUGUCCAUCGGCAGUGCCGUUGUGUAAUUUAUCACAGCCUGGCCAGCCAGAAAGGAAUUUUCUGCGGGAUUUAAUGCCAUGACAAUGGGUGAGAAGCGGCGGAAAACGCGGCGGCAACUGGGGUUUUGUGUGGAGUGCGGACUGUGGAGUGUGGCAAUGCAUAACGCAUUAACAAACGGCUUUCAGCUGCAUAUUGGCUUUUGUGAUUAACGCUCACACAUGCAGCGCGGCGAGCGCACAAAAACAUUGAUACCCUUGUUGCUGAAACGGGCUAUCGAUAGCUGCGAUUUAACCCAUGUUCCAGCGAAGUGAACUAUCAGGGGGAAAAUAUGGCAAGGUACUUUAAGUUAAUGAAAGGCUUGCAAAAAAUGAUUAAAAGGUAAUACUUUUGAACCCAUCAAAUUACGCGUAUUUACUAUGAACAUAUACAAGGCUCAAAAUCAUUUUAAGCUUUCGGAAAAAUAUUAUUGAUAUAACAACAACGUCUAAACCAUUUUUUAAUCAAUUAUGAAUGGGUUGUUUUUUUAAGAACAGCUAAAAAUAAGUUUCAGUAUAAAAAAACCCAUUCUGAUUUAUGCAAACCCAUCUACGCUUUUAAAGCCAGACCAAUGGGUUAACUGUGAGCUCUUUUUUCAAUAUUAUAACGACUGUUAAAUGCCACAAAUUGUUUAAUGCGUCGGCCUGCACUCAGCCCUCUUAACCCACCACCAGCAGCACCACCAGAACCACCUCCACCACCGCCUCGUUGGAACCUCAGUGGAACUCACGGUGGCUCUCCAGUGUGCAGCCACCGAGCGAUUUAUGCAAAUGCAACCAAUGCACUUAGCGCCGUUAAAUAAACAAAGGCAUUAUCAGCAACAGCUCCAGCAGGCAGCAGUCAUCAGGCAGCAGAGACAGAAUGCAAAAUGCAAAAUGCAGAAUGCAGAAAUGCAAGACAAUGCAUUAAAUUCCCUUUGCGAAAUGCUGAUGUGCGGAGUGCAAAGCCGCAGCAGCAGUAACACACAUCAAAAAUUCACUAUGGAACUUAUCUAAAUGCACUAAAUUACACAUUUAGUAAGUAUCUUAAAUCAAGACCUGCACACACACACUUAAGCAAUCUAAGCGCAUAAACAACAAGAACAAACGAUGAGGUUCGUAUGCAAAUUUUGCAGCAAGCUGGCUGGCAAAUUGAGUUGGCAUGGUCAGGGCUCUCAAGAUUUUGCCCUAGCUGCUUAAUUUGCGUGCGAGCUUUACAUUUUUUUUUGUUUCUGCCUUUGCUCCCAGUAGUGCUCAGUAUUUCUGCUGCCCUCCAUCGAUUAUGUAAAUGCGAAAAUUUCCAUUAAAUGCAUUGAAUUCCAUUACGAACGCAUCAUCAUCAUCGUCGUCGUCGUCGUCGUCGUUGUAGUGAGCGUUGUAAACCAGCCAUCAGGCAGUCAGACAGACAGAGUGAUUCGGUGGAGAUCUCAGCUGUGGAUGCCCAUUGUCUUGCGGUCUUGGCGAAUUUAUAGCUCGACAACUACUACUGCCGCUCGGCACAAUGAAGUCAUUUGCUGUGGAAUGCUCGCCGCUCGACGAGGCAAGUGAAAAUGCCUGGCCCGAAUAUCGUAAAUCGUUUACUGGUCGCCAGCCAGUUGCUUGUUGGCUGUUGCCUGUUAGCUGUUAGCUGUUGUCUGUUGUCUCUCGGAGGUAUUUUCAUUAGCCAAACACAAAUUGAGGCAACACGACACGACACACAAACCGAAAGAAAAACACUUAACAUCAACACGAAAAAGACUAAGCAAGCAACAAGGUUAAAAUGGGGAGGGAAGUUGGGGGGGGAGGGGACUGUUUAGGCCAAGUCGAGCUCAACAUGGCUCUGAUCGGCUCAGGUGAGUGACUACAGCGGACUGAGCCACUCGCAGAGCGAGAAAAACCAACAGAAACUACUGUUUAAACAUCUCUGCAAGCCGCGCUUGUUGCCACGGAUUUUACCUGGUUUUCUGUCUGGUUUUUACCCCUUUUUUCCAAUGUUGGCCAAUGACCAAACAGAAGCUUACCGAUGCUUAUUGCAGCUGGCGGGGCUUAUAAUUUGCGUACUGAGCUUGGAGCCAUCAUUUUCGUAGUUUCUGUGGGGUGGAUGUGUGAAAAUUUCUGUGUUGGCCUGCGGCAUUUUAGAAACUGCAGCUGGCGUAAAUGUGCAUUCAAAUGGAUCUUUUGUUUGCGGCUUUCACUGCUGACGCCGCCGCUUCACUUUUGUAUUUGGCUACGCAUUUCACACUCUAAGUGGUGAAAAUCUCUCUUUGACGCACAUUUCAAAACUGAAAACUGUAAAACUGGCAACUGUAACCGAAAACCGAACUGAAAUCGUUGAAAACCCGGGAAAAUGUCGAGGGAAAAUCAAGAGUGCGAUGGCGUUUUGGAGAGGCCCAGCAAAACCCUGGUUCUGAUAAUCUUCACCCUCGCCGUUUUCCUCAAGUUGUGCAUCAUUAUUGUGGAGAUAAUGGUCUGAUGGAAUUACCUGAAACGAGACAAGAAAAAAGGGACGUAAUUAGUUGGCGUUUUCUUUGCGUUUUCUUUUUAUUUUAAGAUAAGUGUAAACAAAGAGCCGAGAAAAGCGA